AUGUUGUUCAACACCAAGUCCAUCGCCGCCUCCCUCCUCUCCCUGGCCGCCGUGGGAACCUGCCAGGUCAACGACCCCAACUACUACUGGACCGUCUCGGAGUGGAACGCUGGAACUGCCCGGAGAGGCGACUUCUACAGCUUCAAUAUUACAGGAUUCGCCUACCUAGACGUUCCAUCGUUCUCGGCGUUCUGCUCCGGUGAGAUCGUUGGAGCUCCCUUGGCGUACUGCGCCGUCAACGACAACAACCUGGCCAACCGUGGCGUUGCAGCCCGCCUGCUCCCCAGCGUAGGCGGGGAUCCCAAUAUCCAGGUCUCCUACCAAUUCACAGACGUUGCCACCAAUGCCUACUACAACUACACCGGCAACGCUACGACCAAGUUCACCCAGAGCGUGUCGCCUCCCCUCACCUUCACCAUCAGCCCCAACACCUCAUUCGGUGUUGGUGGUGCAUUGACCCGCGAGGGCUAA
Molecule: messenger RNA, 471 nt
Organism: Drepanopeziza brunnea f. sp. 'multigermtubi' MB_m1
Lineage: Eukaryota; Fungi; Ascomycota; Leotiomycetes; Helotiales; Drepanopezizaceae
Source: RefSeq, a predicted model, not a curated record